This is a messenger RNA of Cavia porcellus (domestic guinea pig), 4995 nucleotides long. It is a transcript of the gene Ttll6, whose product is annotated as tubulin tyrosine ligase like 6. NCBI's taxonomy places the organism in Eukaryota, Metazoa, Chordata, Mammalia, Rodentia, Caviidae. The transcript is spliced from 13 exons. Gene Ontology annotation, biological process: protein polyglutamylation; microtubule cytoskeleton organization. The record is from RefSeq and is a predicted model, not a curated record. Gene Ontology annotation, cellular component: cilium. The coding region runs from base 1881 to 4406 and encodes 841 amino acids. Gene Ontology annotation, molecular function: tubulin-glutamic acid ligase activity; tubulin binding.
CAGGCCAGGAAAAUUAUCCAGUGCCUGACUUCACGAGGUGAGGAGGGGACUGCCUCUGAGGACAGAAGGGACGGCGCCGCAGAAGACCUGGAAGAAGUCAUCGCCCUGGCCUUCGUAAGGGAGAACUCCCGGAGGGGGCUGCAGAGCAUCCAGGCGCAGGGCAGGAAGAGGAGGAGGAAAAAGAGGUUAGCAUCUCGGGGCAGGAGUGGGGUCCAGUGGGUUAGCACAGGAAGGUCCUGGGUGCGUGGCUUGGCUGACAAGUAGAGGGCAGAGGACAAACGGGGUUACACUACUUCUUUCCUGACACAGGGUCUCCCUGUGCUGGUCAGGCUGGCCUCGAACACAUAAUGAGCCUCCUGCCUCAGCCUCUGGAGUACUGCAGGACGGGCAUGUGCCACCACACCCAGCCUAGAAUGCCUUUUUAAAAAUAAGUGUAGGAGCCUGGCGUGGUGGCACACACCUGUCAUCACAGCACUGGGGAGGCUGAGGCUCACUAUGAGUUCCAGGCCAGCCUGGGCUACCAUAGUGAGGAGAGAUACAUGAGUAUUUGGGCCAAAAUGAUUUUUAAUUCCUGUCCCCAGUGGACCCGUGCAAUAGAAGGACAGAGGUGAUGACCGAUGACCAGCUGCCGCUGCAAAUCUGCAUCCCGCACCUCUGGCAGAGCAGCAUCUCUGCCUGGCUCUGGUUUCCACCGUUCUGUGCCCUGCUGGGUCCCUGUCCCCAGCGAGGGAUGGGUCAGGCCCACUCUUAGGGGCCUUCUGGGAGCCGGUGCAUGUGUUGCUGUCCGGCUGCUUCCCUUUUCUCUUUUCCAGAUGAUUGGUGAUCAAUCUGUCCAACUGCCGGUACGAGAGCGGUGAGCACCUGCCUUCGAGGGGCCCAGGAUGGGGACCCGCUGUUACCCCAGGGAUGGGAAGGGUCCUCGGGUGUAUCCUUGGGGAUGAACCCUCCUCCAUGGUUUUCCUGACCUAUGAGCUGCUGACAGAGGCUGACAAUCUCUCGGAAAUCACAGGUUUUGCCAACAAUGAUGUGUACGUCAGUUCCCAGAAAUUCCCUUUUUGUUUGUUUGUUUGAGACAGGGCCUCGCUACGUAGUUCAGGCUGGCCUUGGAUUCCCAGCAACCCUCCUGCCUCAGCCUCCUGAGUGCUGGGAUUACCUGUGUGUGGCACUGUGCUUGGCCCCACCGUCUAUGAUUCUCAUUUGUAAUUUGAGGGUCAGAUUUUAGAGCACAAAUUACAAAACAGCAGCCCACUGACUGCAGACCUACUCUACUGGCCUCCAGACUUCAUCGUAGUGGAGUGCUUGCACUGAAGGCUCUUCUUGCCUAGGCCCUUGAAGGACUUUGGGCUUGUGUCAGAGCCAGCGGCUGGCUGGUAACACUAAUGGGAGAGCUGAGAUGGGUGUAUUUCUGUGCUUUUGAAAUACACUGUCUAAUUUGCCAGUUCACCUCCAGACCCACGCUUGGCUCUGGCUGAUGUUAAGGAUUGGUUUAUAUUCACUGGACUUUCAGGGCUUAGUGUGGAGCAAAGUCAGCAGCCCACUUUCUGGAAAGGGGAAGCCAGGCCACGUCCAACAUUCAUGUAGACAAUCUGUGGCAGUGGGGUGCCACUUGUGCUCUUUUUUUCUUCUUUUGGUGUUUCUUUCUUUCUUUUUUUUUUUUUUUUUGAGACAGGGUCUGUCACUCUGUAGUCCAGGCCGCCCUUGAACUCACCAUAGAGCCCAGGCUGGCCUCGAACUUGCAGAGAUCCUCCUGCCUCAGCCUCCCGAGCUCUGGGGAUGACCAGUGUGCACCACCAGGCUCGGUGGCACCCGCUGUCUUCAGCAGCUUCGCCUUCCCAUGUACUGGGCCACCUGCAUCCAUCAGACAGAACAAGACAGCUCCCAUGCCCAAGGAGCUGGUUCUGUCCCUUGGGUGCUGGGGUCUGAGAGGGGAGACCCUCCCCACCCCCACGCUUCCCCCACUUCCCGUAAGGCCUGGCUUUGUCCAACCCCGGGCAGUGCGCAGGGCAGCCCAGCAGUAUGGCCUCCGGGAGGGGGGCGAGGACGACGACUGGACCCUCUACUGGACCGACUACUCCGUGUCUCUGGAGCGGGUGAUGGAAAUGAAGAGUUACCAGGUGCUGUCUGCAGGGUCCACGUGGCGCCGGCCCCAGGGGUCUCCAAUGUUAUCCUUGCCCCUCCCCCCAGCUAGUCAUGGAUUGCGGCUUCUUUCGCAGAAAAUCAAUCACUUCCCCGGGAUGAGCGAAAUCUGCCGCAAGGACCUGCUGGCCAGGAACAUGAGCCGCAUGCUGAAGCUGUUCCCCAAGGACUUCCACUUCUUCCCCAGGACCUGGUGUCUCCCAGCAGACUGGGGAGGCCUGCAGACCUACAGCAGGUCGAGGAAAAAUAAGACGUACAUUUGCAAACCGGACUCAAGCUGCCAAGGGCGAGGGAUAUUCAUCACCCGGACAGUGAAGGAAAUCAAGCCUGGGGAAGAUAUGAUCUGUCAGCUCUAUAUUUCAAAGGGUGUCCAUCACACUUGCAUUCUGGUCCUUCGGCCCGGCCUCACCGGGCUGGCCCCUGUGCUGGGACAGAGGAGAGCUGGGCCACCACCAUGGUGUGUGGAGGAGGCUUCACCUUCAGCAGAGGAAGCCAUCCUGGAAACCAGCUUCCUGGGGUCAGAGGUCACUGAGCCCUUUAUCAUCGAUGGGUUCAAGUUUGACCUGCGGGUUUAUGUGCUGGUGACUUCCUGUGACCCCCUCAGGAUUUUUGUGUACAAUGAAGGACUGGCCCGCUUUGCUACUACGUCCUACUCCCACCCCUGUGCAGACAACCUGGACAACACCUGCAUGCACCUGACUAAUUAUUCCAUUAAUAAGCACAGUUCAAACUUCAUUCAGGACGCUCACUCGGGCAGCAAGAGGAAGUUGUCAGCCUUCAAUGUCUACAUGGAGAGCCACGGCUACGACGUGCCGCAGAUCUGGAGGGCCAUCGAGGACCUCAUCAUCAAGACGCUCAUCGCCGCCCACCCGGUCAUCAAGCACAACUACCAGACCUGCUUCCCCGGCCACACGCUCAACAGCGCCUGCUUUGAGAUCCUGGGCUUCGACGUCCUGCUGGAUUGCAAGCUGAAGCCCUGGCUGCUGGAGGUCAACCACUCUCCAAGCUUCUCCACUGACACCCGGUUGGAUAGGGAGGUGAAGGACAGGCUGCUCUAUGACACCCUGGUCCUCAUCAACCUGGGAAGCUGUGACAAAAAGAAAGUCCUGGAGGAGGAGAGACAGCGGGGCCGCUUCCUGCAGCAGUGUCGUUCCCGGGAGGUCAGGAUGGAGGAAACCAAAGGAUUCCAGGCUGUGCGGUUACAGAAAACCGAGAAAUACGAGAAGGAAAAUUGUGGCGGGUUCCGGCUGAUUUACCCCAGCCCGAACCUGGAGAAGUACGAGAAGUUUUUCCAGGACAACAGCUCGCUCUUCCAGAACACUGCCGCCUCCCGGGCUCGGGAGGGGUGUGCCCGGCAGCAGAUCCAGGAGCUGAGACUGCGGCAGGAGGAGAGGAAGCCGUACCAUCCACAGGAGAAGAAGGCAGAGCUGCAGGGGGAGGCGGCCGGCGAGCAUGUGAGGGCCAAGAGCUCCAGGCCCUGGCCGCAGAGGCAGCAGCAUAAAUACAAGGCAGCCAAGCGCAGCCCCAGACAAUGCUUCCAGCCGCUGGCACUGGUGUCCUGCACGCCUACCUUGCUCUUGGGUGUCAGAGACAGAAAGAGGAGUUUAAGGGACUUCUGCCCAGAGUCCCCUGAGGAGGAUGCCAAGGCCACACCCCGAGAGGCCACGUCCGCCAGGCCCUGCAGCUCCAAGCUGGAUCUGAGGAGCCUUUGUCACGAUGGCUCCGACAUCAAGGAGACCGCGCUGGCCCCGGCCACCAGCGCAGUCACCAGCUCUACACAGCAGCAGAGCCCCCAGCAGCUCUCCACGGAGAAGUCAGCACACCCUUCGGCGCCUGUGACGCCCCAGCUCUUUAUGCAGCAUUUGACUCCAGGCUGGACCUGGCUGAAAGGCAACAAGCAGGGGCAGUGCUUGGUGUCGGAGCUGCUGACCAGCACUCAGAGGAAGAGGAAGCUGGCCCUGUUCCCUGCUCACUACAACCCAGGGCUGCUGCUGAGCGCCCGGCCACGCGAGAGCCCACGCAUGCCGGGGAGUGGCAGGAGCCUAGGAGACCUCUCUGUGCCCGGGGAGUGCCACCCUGGCAGCUGCAGUUCUACUGAGAAGAGGCAGCCGGACACAUCUCCCCGACUCCUCUUAAAGAGUCCCCAGAACCACGAGGUGUCCCUCAAGGACCUCCUGGUGGUUGCCACCCCAGCCCACCUGGACCGGAGGCCAGGCAGAAGCCAUUCCAGGGCCGUGAGGGACCUGUGUGUGCAGGAUCGGGACACCUAGAGCCACUGUCUGGUCUCUGGCCACAAAGGAUGUGACAGGAACUAGGAUCAGACUGGACUCCGCCGUGGUUUUCCCUUGCCUGCCUCUGACUCCGAGGAAGUGAUUGUUUCCCCACAGCCUCUGCAGCGUCCCCAGAACCAACUAAAAGUUUAUCGGUUCACUUAGAUCCCCUGGUCUGAUGGGUAGCUCCCCUUAGCAUCCCUGAAUGUGGUAGCCUCCCGGUUUGACGUGGGUGCUGCAGGACCAUGAGUCACCCCAGCGGGGACUCCGUGAUCCCGGCUGCUCCUCCCUGCCCCUGGGGUGGGUGGGGUGAGGGUGGGGCGCCUGCGCAUCCAGGCUUCAGCUCAGUGAUGUACACAACAGGCCGUGGCUGCAGCCCCUGGGACCUUUGCCCGCCAGCCAGCCCAGAGGCCUGUGUCCUGAACCUCUUCUGUGGGCUCCCCCUCCGGCCUGCCUCAGUCUCCCUGCAGAAGGCAGAGAGGGUGUAGAAGGGCCCGGCCUGCAGACGUAUCUCCCAGUGACCUGCAAAAGUGAUAUUCCUUCCUCUCGAGUGUACAUGAAUAAAACAAACUGCCAUGCUCAGCGCCCA